AUGCGCUUCACCAACCUCCUCCCGGCUCUCGCCCUUCUGUCAUCUGUACUCGGGCGCGCAUCGCCGGCCACUUCGCCCAACCCUCGAUACCUCGUCAACCGAGCCCUCGCCAAUGUCAAUGCUUGUGUCACAGUCGCUGUCGGAACAAAUGUCCCCCCGAUCGUCGUGGCUGUUAUCGGCUCGAUCAAGGUGGCAGUUCAAGAGACUCUUUGCUUGUGUACCGUCAACGCCGUUGGAGGACCCGUCGCAACCGCAACCUCCGCCACCGCGAUCUCGAACGCGCUCAGCCGCGACACGGGCAUCACUGUAACCACCCUGCCCGUCGCCGGUCCUGGGGUGACUACCUCCAUCACUGUCGGGGCAUUGAACGACCUUCUGAGACCACUCGGUCUGGACCUUACCAGCCUCUUCAUCAACGCUUUGAUCCAAGCUUUGCCCGCAGUCGUCCCUGUCAGUGGGACCAACAACGCUUGUGCCAACUACCCUACUAGCGGAACCUUCGAGCCUGUUGCACCUACGACCGCCCAGUGCGGCGACUGCUUCUUCCGAUGUACCGGCACCACCCCCUUCCUCUGCCCCAACACUUCCGGCGGCGGCAGGUUCUGCAGUAGCACCGAAUGCUCCGGUCCUUCGGCAGGUGCUAUCACUAUGCGUCGGUGGUUGGCCAACCAGGCGAACGUCGACCUCCUCUGCCCCACUGGCCUCACCGCAUGUGCCAUCCCCGGUCGGAGCGUCAAGGCUGGUCUCAAGGUGGACUGCCUGGACACCAAGAGCGACGUGGAGACUUGCGGCGGUUGCGAAUUCCCUCUUCACGGCCAGCCCAAGGGCGUCGACUGCAGCGUCAUCGACAACGCCGGAAGCGUCUCGUGCGUCAACGGCCAGUGCAUCGUCCACUCCUGCAGGCCCGGCUUCGUCCUCGUCGGCUCUGACUGUGUACGGGCUCUCAAGAUCGAGUAG
Dioszegia hungarica is the source of this 957-nucleotide messenger RNA. RefSeq lists its product as uncharacterized. Bases 1 to 957 code for a protein of 318 amino acids. The record is from RefSeq and is a predicted model, not a curated record. The transcript has 5 exons. Lineage: Eukaryota; Fungi; Basidiomycota; Tremellomycetes; Tremellales; Bulleribasidiaceae.